Molecule: messenger RNA, 718 nt
Organism: Betta splendens (Siamese fighting fish)
Lineage: Eukaryota; Metazoa; Chordata; Actinopteri; Anabantiformes; Osphronemidae
Product: galactose-specific lectin nattectin-like
Exons: 7
Coding region: 93-602 (169 amino acids)
Molecular function (GO): signaling receptor activity
Source: RefSeq, a predicted model, not a curated record
CAGGACAUCCAGCCUCUGUACUUGCUUCUGCUGCGAGCGCAACCUCACCUGAGCAUCAUCAUCAUCCUCCUCCUCCUCAUCCUGACAGCAAGAUGGCGACAGGGCUGUUCUACGUCGUGCUCCUGUGCCUGAGCACUGGGCUCUGGGCCGAUCCACAUCCGCAGGCAAAAGAAGAGCCAGCUCCUCCUGAAGAGGAGGACGAGUGCUGUGAGAGGUGCCCCCCCGGCUGGACUCAGCUGGGCGACAGAUGUUACAUCUUCCACUUCAGCCCGAAGGAGUGGACUGAUGCCGAGGUCGCCUGCAUCGCCAUCGGUGGGAAUCUGGCCUCAGUCCACAACAAGGAGCAACUUACCUUUAUUCAAGAGAUGAUUAAGAGGUCGACUGGUUCAUAUGUGCAAACUUGGCUCGGAGGCUACGAUGCAGUAAAAGAGGGCGUCUGGCUGUGGAGCGACGGUUCCGCAUGCAGCUUUAAGUUCUGGGCAACACAAGAGCCCAACAAUACGGCAGGAGCAGAAAACUGCAUGGCGAUGGGUAAAAGUGGUAGCGGCAAUGACCUGAAAUGCGGGAGCAAGAACGCUUAUAUUUGUGGCAAGCGCCUGUGAUGCUCCGUGGUCCCCGCUGACGAUGUCACGUCCACCAGCGACAUCGCUGCUGGAGGAGCUGCCGACCAGCGUGGUUCCUUUGAUUAACAAAUCAAUAAACAGUCUUCUCAUCAUCA